AUGCCAAAAAUUUGUGAGUUGAGUGUGAGAGCGUUUUCUUUGGGAUCCAGUUGCCGCUCCAAUGUUGAGUGCAGAGUAACACAUGCGCAUUGCUCUAGGGGCGUUUGCGCGUGUCAGCCGUACUAUGCACAGGUUGAUAACUCUACUUGUCUCGAAUCAACACUUCUGGGAUCGGAAUGUAUAGUAUCGGAACAAUGUACCCUAAAGGUAGCGUACAGCGCCUGCUUGGACGGCCUCUGUCGAUGUUCCGACGGACAUUUACAAUUCAGAAAGCAUACUUGUUUGUCUCCUGCUCCACCGGGACACGUAUGCUACAGCAACGAACACUGUCGAUUAUGGGAGAAAGAAAGUCACUGCGAAUUUGUAAUACCAAAUUUAUUUGGAAGAUGCGCUUGUAACACGAACUUCAAACAAAACGGAGAAAAGUGCUUAGCUCAAAAGGGAACAGUCUUUGCUACUGAGGCAGUGAUUCUUGAACAAGGCGCUUCUAAAACUGAUAUUACAAUGGCAUCGCCCUCUACUAUUGAAUUGUCGAAUAAAUCAUCCAAAUCGCCGAAUAGUCCUAGCGCUGAAAGUUUAUUUGGUAAUCCUAAUAUCUCAGAUUCGGAUGAAAUCAAGCCAAGUAAUUUACCCAUGUUCACAAGUAACAAUGAAGUUCUAAGCACGCAAGAAGAUAGUCCAUUGAUGCAAGCAGUCAUGAAAGUCCCGACAGUGGAACCUAGUAAAAGACAUCCAGUUUCAAUAAGAAAGGAUGAAGAAUCAAAUGAGCUAAUAGGUGUAGACGAAAUGACGGCUAAUUUACAUGCAAACGAUCAACCUAUAUACAGAGUGGUGACACAACCAUCUGUAGACAAAAAACCAAAUAAGAAAGGGGGAGUCAAGGAUCAAAAUACUAGUAAAACUAAUAAAAGUCAGAAGAAAUCCUCAUUAAAAGAGAAAAAUCGUAUCCGAGCUGAUAUAGUAUCAACACCUGAUCCAGGGCCAGCGUCAUUGGGCAUGUACUGUCUGUCGGACAGUCAAUGUCAGCUUGUUGAUCCGAAUACAAGAUGCUUGAACAAGAGAUGCGAUUGCACGUACCGAACUAAUUCAACGUCUGCGUGCUCGGCGCGUAAUCGAGGAUGUCUGCCGGGUACAUUCCAAUGCCGUUCAACUGGUGCAUGUAUCAGCUGGUAUUUCGUUUGCGACGGACGGAAAGAUUGCCCCGAUGGGUCGGACGAAAGGUGUCAAGGUACUGGUAAAGACAACACGGGCGAGCGUUGUCCGAUGCACUCGUUCCGAUGCGGCGGUCCUGGCAGCGCGUGCGUGUCAAGAGGAGCACGGUGUGACGGCAUCCCUCAAUGUGCUGGUGGCGAAGACGAGAGGAACUGUCGUGCUACUAAACGGAGAGGUUGUCCGCGACAUACAUUCCGCUGCGGCUCAGGCGAGUGUCUGCCCGAGUACGAGUUCUGUAACGCGAUCAUCUCGUGCAAGGACGGAUCUGAUGAACCGUCGCAUCUAUGUAACGAGCAGUCGCGAUGGCGUGCGGCAGACUUUUGUCCAUUGCGGUGCGGCAAUGGAAGGUGUAGGAGCACUGCAGUGGCUUGCUCCGGAAGAGACGGCUGUGGAGACAACAGUGAUGAAAUAGCCUGCUCUGUCUGCACAGUAGACUUCUAUAAAAGUAGUAGGUUCAAAGAUACAUGA
Molecule: messenger RNA, 1680 nt
Organism: Danaus chrysippus (African queen)
Lineage: Eukaryota; Metazoa; Arthropoda; Insecta; Lepidoptera; Nymphalidae
Source: the annotation of a GenBank genome assembly